Messenger RNA from Juglans regia (Persian walnut), 2674 nucleotides. Its product is annotated as DDT domain-containing protein DDB_G0282237. NCBI's taxonomy places the organism in Eukaryota, Viridiplantae, Streptophyta, Magnoliopsida, Fagales, Juglandaceae. Bases 218 to 2374 code for a protein of 718 amino acids. The transcript is spliced from 11 exons. The record is from RefSeq and is a predicted model, not a curated record.
AGAGAGGGGUAGCGAGUGAGAAAGAAAGCGUUAGAAACUUCGUUCCCCUCUCUCUAAAACUCGAAUACAUUUUAUACACAACCGAAAGAACAGCUCUCCCUUCGUCUCUCCCCAAAACUACACGCAUUUUUGCUUCCCCACGUUCAGCGCUCAAGCUCUUUCACUGAAGUGCGGGUCCUCGUGCGGGUUCUUACUGGUGGUGGACUGAGUUAUCACUAUGCCUUUACUGAAAAGAAAGCCUUUUUCCUUGGCAGAACCGCCUAAGGAUUUGGAGCCUAAUGAGCUUGUUUAUCAAGUUCGUUUUACGAAAGAGAUAUUUAGGGAUUAUCAGGACUAUUUGAACCAUAUAAACCUGUAUCGCCGAAGAGUUUGGGUUUGUAAAGUCACUGGGAAAACUAGCUUGACUUAUGAGGAGGCUUUGGUGUCAGAAAAGAAGGCAGUAGAAAAGGUCCAACAGUUCCCCAAAGAGCUUAUGGCUCCUGCAUUGCAUGUCAUUCAGUACAGUAUGCUUUCACUGAAAGAUCUUGCCGAUACAAUAGCUGAAAAGUUGCAGAAACGCUUGUUUGUUGGUGCUGAAUUGUAUGGAAGGAAGGAAAAUGGUUUAUUUCCCUGCAAAAUAUUGAAAGUUCUGGAGGAAGCUCCUGAAAGAAUCCUAUAUGAGGUGGCAUGGCUUGACAAAAAUAAGAAAGUUAUGGAAAGUUCUUCCGUAAAUGGAGAAGAUUUAUUACAGAGGAAGUUGCCCUUUAGUAGAGCUGUUUUGAAGUCUUUUAUUCGGGAAUCUACAUGCCGAAGUGCUCCUUGGGUCCUUCAUGAUAAACUGGCACGACGUCAUGGAAUUUCAACUGAUCUUCCGGAGGAGUUAAGGAGCCAAGUUUUCUUUAAGGAUGGACAAGUAGUCUGCUAUAAGAAACGAAGGAAAAAUGAGGAAGAUAGAAAGAGUGGCAUGGAAAUGAAAAAAGAAUCUGGAGAAAAUAAAAGGAGGCGAUUUGAUGGAACAGUCAUGAAGACUAAGAAAGAAGAUGAUCAACCAGUGGAAGAGCCUAUCAAAUAUCCAAUUGAUGACCUGUUAGUGCAGCCUGGUCCAGAUGAUCCAGUUUUCACUGACCAUCCUUCUCCGUCAAGGGACUUCAAUGUUCCAAUGGAUUGUGUUGGGAAUCUUCUAAUGGUUUGGGAUUUUUGUUCAUCAUUUAGUGGGCUGUUGCACUUGUGGCCAUUCUCCCUUGAAGAUUUUGAAAAUGCUAUCUGCCACAAGGAUGGCAGUCCAGUUCUCCUUGUGGAAUCUCAUUCAGCUCUUCUUCGAUUGCUCAUAAAAGACGAUGGCGAAUAUCUAUUGGCUGUACAGAAAAGAAAUCGAAAAUUAAAGAUUACAAUGAUCAAUUGGACAGAGUAUUUAUGCGAUUUUUUGGAAAUGACAAAACUUCCUGAGUUAUGCACUUGCAUGGCAACUAUUAAGAGGGGUCAUUAUGGUCUUUUGGAUGCUCAUGCUAAAUUGGGAAUCUUACGAGAAUUGGUUGAUCAAGUGCUUCAAGCAGAUAUUUUUAAGGAGAAGUUGGAUGAGGUUAUCGAACAGCGGCAGGAACUUGGCGCCACAAGAAGGGGGGAAGCAUUAGAAGAAGCCAGAAAGAAAAGAGAGGAGAAGGAACAGUUGAAGGCUGAGUUUGGUGCCAAUGGGGCAACUGAUCAACAGUGUGUGGAGAGCAAAGGUGUAGCAGCAAAUGAUAAGCACAGUAAACAGAAUGGUCACGCGGAAAAGAGAAGAAAUGGGGAGGUCCUAUCUUCUCACCAGGGCAAGGCAUCAAGGAAUUGUGAGAGCAAGCUUAUGAUCACCACAUCAAAGAAGAAGGCCAAAAGGGAGAAUUCGGAUGUGGACCUCCCAUCAGAUAAGGGCAAAGAUUCAUCUAGGAAGGAAGGGUUGGAAAUUUUGAAGGAUGAUAAAAGGGAAGCAACUAAGAAAAGGAGUAAAGAACAAAGGAAAGAGUAUUAUGAACGGGAGAUGGAGAAACGAGUGAUACGCACCAACCCCUUGGGCAGAGACAGAUUUUAUAACAGGUAUUGGUGGUUUCGACGUGAUGGGAGGAUAUUUUUUGAGAGUUCUGACUCCAAGGAGUGGGGAUACUACAGUAGCAAGGAAGAGCUGGAUGCCUUGAUGGGUUCACUGAAUAUCAAGGGUGAGAGGGAGAGGGAACUGAAGAAACAUCUGGAAAAAUUCUUUAGCAGAAUAUGUGCGGAGCUCCAAAAGAGAUCAAAGGACAUGGCUCACAAGAUUGCAUUGGAGGAGGCUGUGCUUCGAAGAUCUACUCGUGUACGAGCUCCGCCUAGACAAAAUCCUGCUAAAUCUUUCCUCAGGUAUGUCAACAAGUGGAAGGAAGACUAAUUGGGCUAGUGUUCUUUCUGUAUUGGGGAUUAUGUUCCAUUCAUUUAGUGUAGGUCUUAUACUUAAAAUUAUAGCUCAUCGUAGGAUAGGAUUUAUUUUUGAUGAAUCAGACCGCAUGCUCAUAAAUUUCUUCAGCGAGAAUUUGUUAGUAGAGGGUCCAGUGAGUGGUGGCGUAGGGUCAUGGGAAUGAAAAUGGAUGGAGAAGUUUUUCUUAACUCAUUCCUUUUUGUAGACAAGCACGUGAUUAUGCUUGACCCACAAAUUUUGAAGUGGCGAAUGUUACUAGAUCAUGGUUACUCA